AUGCUCUACGAACUGGUAGCGGUGGUCCGCCCGGGCAACCUCUCUCAUGUCAAAGAGAUCGCUCGAGUUGCCGGCCAGCAGAUUCUCGACAACAAAGGCGUGAUACGCGGUAUCAAGAACUGGGGACAAUUCGACCUUCCGCGCCCGACCACAAAGCAUCAAACCCAGCACCAUCAGGGACACUACUUUGUCAUGCAGUUUGACGCACCCGUCAAGGUUCAGCAAGAAGUCCGGCGGUUGUUGAGUCUCGAUCCCCGUAUGAUUCGAUAUUCUGUAGUCAAGAUUGGCGACAAACUCGGCGGCGUCAAUGGCGCAAUUGAGGAAGUGACGGGCGAUAUACCAUGGAACUCGGCGUCACAAAGCGCAGAUGGCUUGUCGCGGGGGCUUUUCGAACCCAAGUGGGUGAGAGGAUUCCCAUAG
Capronia epimyces CBS 606.96 is the source of this 420-nucleotide messenger RNA. RefSeq lists its product as uncharacterized. Gene Ontology annotation, cellular component: ribosome; mitochondrial small ribosomal subunit. The coding region runs from base 1 to 420 and encodes 139 amino acids. Lineage: Eukaryota; Fungi; Ascomycota; Eurotiomycetes; Chaetothyriales; Herpotrichiellaceae. The transcript is spliced from 3 exons. Gene Ontology annotation, biological process: translation. Gene Ontology annotation, molecular function: small ribosomal subunit rRNA binding; structural constituent of ribosome. The record is from RefSeq and is a predicted model, not a curated record.